Motacilla alba alba is the source of this 1918-nucleotide messenger RNA. RefSeq names its product Kruppel like factor 8 (gene KLF8). The transcript is spliced from 5 exons. The record is from RefSeq and is a predicted model, not a curated record. Bases 360 to 1325 code for a protein of 321 amino acids. Gene Ontology annotation, molecular function: DNA-binding transcription factor activity, RNA polymerase II-specific; RNA polymerase II cis-regulatory region sequence-specific DNA binding. Gene Ontology annotation, biological process: regulation of transcription by RNA polymerase II. NCBI's taxonomy places the organism in Eukaryota, Metazoa, Chordata, Aves, Passeriformes, Motacillidae.
GACGAGGAGCUCGUUCGGCCAGGGGUUCCCCCGUACCGCUUGCCCCCACGCGUGCCCCGGGACCCAGCGCGGGGUGCGGUGGGUCUGGGGGUCCCGCUUGUCCCCCGGUCGUGUCGCGGUCCCGCGGGGGCGCAGCGCCGGCCGUGCCGCGGGUGGGGCCGUGCCCGGUGCCUCCCGCGGGGGCCGGGCCGGGCCCUUUAAGAAGCUCCACCCGCGGCCGAGCCCAGGUGGAGCCGCGGGGCCGUUCGCACCUCGGCCGGCGCGGCCCGGGAGAUGGUGCUGCGGGCGGCGGGGGGCAGCUGCGAGCGCGGCGGACACGCGUGGGAGCCCCGCGGGGCCAGGGGAAGGCGACGCCCGCCAUGAGCUCGUCGGCGCUGCUGGCUGAGGGCCCCCUCGACCCCCCGGUGCUGCUGGCCGACAUCAAGACGGAGCCCCCCGAGGAGCUGCUGGCCAGCGACUGCAGCCAGCCCCAGGCCGAGCCCGUCGAUCUCUCCCUCAAUAAAUCCAAGGUGGCUCCGGCCUCGGCCCCGCCGCCACCGCCCCCCACCUCGGUCCAGUCUUCCCCCAUGCUGGUGGCUCCCCCGCUUCCCGCUCCCAGCACCGUGUCCAUCCCGCCCUCCGGUCUCAGCUCCACCUCGGCCAUCCCGGCUGUCCUCUCACCCGGCUCCAUCCUGGCCUCCACGCAGGGCAGCGGCGGGCAGCAGAUCCUCCACGUCAUCCACACCAUCCCCUCCGUCAACCUGCCCAGCAAGAUGGGCAACCUGCAGACCAUCCCCGUGGUGGUGCAGUCCCUCCCCGUCGUCUACACCACCGUGCCCACGGACGGCGUCACCGCCAUUACCGUGCCCCUCAUCGGGGGGGACGGCAAGAACGCUGGGUCUGCUUUCCUUUCCCGGACCCCUCCAGUGAAAAUGGACCCUGGCUCCGUGUACCCCAUGGACAUGAACAGCGACAGCGAGGACAGCGCCUCUGAGAGCGGCCCAGCACCUUUCCAGGACCUCCAGAGAGAGCCGGCGGCGCGGGGGCCCAGAGCUGAUUCCCCGGACUUGAAGAAGCGGCGCAUCCACCAGUGCGACUUCGAGGGCUGCAAUAAGGUCUACACCAAAAGCUCCCACCUCAAAGCCCACCGGAGGAUACACACAGGCGAGAAGCCCUACAAAUGCACGUGGGAAGGCUGCACCUGGAAGUUCGCCCGCUCGGACGAGCUCACCCGGCACUUCCGCAAGCACACGGGCAUCAAGCCCUUCCGCUGCUCGGACUGCGACCGCAGCUUCUCCCGCUCCGACCACCUGGCCCUGCACCGCCGGCGGCACGUCAUGAUGUGAGCGGGGCCCGCCGCGCUGGGGGCCGGCAGCGCCUCCCUCCCUGCAUCCAUCCACACCCCGCGGCUCCUGCGGGGCGGGGCGGGGACUGCCGGGGCGCCGGGGCCGAGCCGUGCCUGCUGCAGGAGCCCCGCCCGGCACGGCACGGGACGGCAAACAAUGGAUUCUGGACUGCUGCCCCUUCUCUCUUGUCCCCAGCUGUUUUUAUUCCUGGGUUUGUCCUCGCCUGGAGGCUCCUUGACUCCUCACCUGGAAUUCACCCAGCAGUUGCCUCCGGCUCUUCGGCCUCCUGCCCGUUGUUGUCCCCCGCGUGCUCCCUGUCCCCUGCCCCUCUCAGUGCCUGGGAGCCGUGGCAAGGAUGGGGGCAGGUGAUGGCGCGAUGGGCCCCCGUGAAGGUGCUGAUGGCCGUUCCUGCUCCAUCCCCAGACUGUCCCAGCAGGAGAAGGGACAUCACCUCUGUGUGUGUCCCUCAGCAUGUGCUGGGCUUCAUGGGAAGUGCUGAGUGCAGAGAGAGCCAGGAGGAAAAGAGGAAUCAAGAAAGGGGGAAAGAACCCAACAGUGACUCACAAACAAGACCAUCGCCACACAAAGGGAAA